AUGGGUUGCUGCACCUCUAAUACUAUUAAUCUACCAAUAAGUAAGAAUUCCAAGGGAAGAAAAUGUGCUAACUCUGUAGAUAUUAAUAAAGGAAAAUUCGUGAGAACCAUUAACAUUAACAUUAACUAAUAUUAUAGAGAGGCCCGUCGUAUUGACUAGGGUUUCCCCUGCCCUACCUUCGCCCUUCACGCUUCACUCGGUGCUCACCACCAAUCGAUCACGACCUUCAAAGUGUUGCUCCUACCAGACGGGGAUCUGCACUCACUACCCGUAGUUGGAUGAGUUACGCCACCCAGGAGUACGUCAACAGAGGUUGCCCACUCCGAAAAUUUGAAAAAACAAGUUUCUGGUAGGACUGUCGGCCAAAUGGAAAUCCAAAGCCUGGGACGUAACGCCCAGUUUCACGCUAGGGAGUUACCCGAUUGAUCAAGAGGUACCUUCCUGAUGCUGCUGAGCUUCCCCUUUCCAACCUUGGAAACCAUUUCCCCUGAGGCAAAAACCUUGGUGUCAGAAUGAGCUGCGGUCGGCCUAAUUCGACGUUGCGCUCUACUGUGCCAAAGAAAAACCUUGCCGGAUAUACACCUCGAGCGCCUAUUUCCCUUCCACACGGUCCCCAGCAAACGCCGGCUGCGGGUGCUGAGAAAAAGGGCUGGUUCGCCGUCGCCAUUUUAAUGUAUAAUUCGUGAGAACCACUAAAGGUUUAGUUAAAGAUCAUUUCGACAUUAUAAAGACGAUUGGAAGUGGAGGCUUUGGAACGGUUUUUAAAGCUAUCGAUAAGAGAACUGGCUUGGAUAGGGCGAUUAAAGAAAUUCCUAAACUUAAGGUUGACAUAGUAUCAGAAAAACAAAUGCUCCUGGAAGUUGAACUCUUGAAAGAAAUUGUAAGUAUUAUGCAGGACCAUCCAAAUAUUUUGAAAAUAUAUGAAGUAAUUGAAUCAAAUUUAUGCUAUUACAUUGUUUCAGAACUCUUAACAGGUGGAGAACUAUUCGAUAAGGUGCUAAAAGAAAUGAGAUUCAGUGAAAAUAUUGCUGCCAAAUAUACUCAUGAUAUUGUUACUGCUCUCAAUUAUUGUCACCAAAAGCACAUUGUUCACAGAGAUUUAAAGCCUGAAAAUCUUCUUUUUGCAAGUACAAGCCCUAAUGCUCCUUUAAAAGUCAUUGAUUUUAGUAUUUCUCAACGACUGGUUAUUAACUCCAAGCUUCCAUCUGUUAUAGGAACUCUUUGUUAUAUUGCACCUGAAGUGUUUUCAGGAGCCUACGACGAAAAGUGCGACAUAUGAAGUGCAGGUAUUAUUUUAUAUUUAAUGCUAUGUAAUUUUUACCUAGGUGGCCGCCCUCCUUUCAUAGGAACCACUGAGGCCGAAAUACUUACAAAGGCAAGAUCUGCCAAUCCAGAUAUGACAAAAGGCGUCUGAAGCAGCAUUUCUGAAGAUGCAAAAGACUUGAUUCACAAAAUGAUCUGUGUAAAUACGACUUUAAGGUUUAGUGCAAGAGACGUUUUAAAUCAUCGCUGGAUAAAGAGGCAUAUUAAUAAUGAAAUUGAUGAAAGUCCAAUUAACACUCAAGCAUUUGAGCAAUUAAGUAAAUUCAGAGUAAGAAUUUAUAAAGGCCCAGUCGAAAUUGGAAAAAUCAAUUUUAACUUUUAUUGCAUCACAGGUUGCAUCACCUUCAGAAGAAGCAGAUUUGAUACAUCUUUUUAAGCAGCUCGACAAAAAUGGAGAUGGAAGACUUAGCAUGACAGAGUUGUCUGAAGGCUCUGCAGCGCUUGGCUUAGGUUCACAGUUAGAUGUAGUUGAAAUUAUGAAAAAUUGUGAUACAGACGAAAAUGGAUAUUUAGAUUACACUGAGUUUUUAACUGCGACAACAGAAUGAAAUAAAGUUAUCCAGAAAGAGCAGCUUCAACAAGCGUUUAAAUUGUAUGAUAAAGGGGGUGAUGGGCAGCUGUCACUUACUCCCCUCUCGCUUUAAAUAAGAACACAAAGGGGGUUAAUUGAUUUUCAAAAAAAUCAUUAUUGAGAAAAAAAUUUAUUAAAUUUAGAAAAAAUUUUAUUAAAUUUGGGAAAAUUAAAAGAAAUUAUAAUAUUUUUGAAUUAUAAUUUAUUUUAUAAAGAAUUAUUUCAAAAAAAUAAUCAAUUCAGCGUGAAACUCAUUUUUCUAUUAAAUUAAGUCAAAAUUAAUUUUAUAAUAAUUAUAUUUUCACAUAUAAAACUUUCUCAUUGAACCAACUUAAAGGGGUUUAAAGUACUUAAAAAAUGAAUUUACUGAUUUUUUGCUAAAAUUUAAAGCGGGGGAAUUAGCGAACUGAAGGAGUGUAUUCCUGGAAUUGAAGAUUCUGAAUGAAAUAAGUUCUUAGAAGAAGCUGACACUGAUAGAAAUGGAGUAAUCAGUUUACUCCUCCGUCCUUAAUUGAAGAUUUCAAAAGAUCAAGUAUGAGACCUCCACCAUAAAUCUAUACUUUCUUUUUAUAAUGAAUAGUAGAGAUGCCACUGUAUAAUUACCCUUACGCAAAAUUUAAUACGAUUUCUAAUAUAUUUGCCUAUUGCUAGAGCUUAAAAUCUUUUAUAUGAGAAAAUUAUGCAUGCGAUAGUAUAAAAACAAAUUUAUAUUUAAGUUUUACCAUUAUUCAUGAUGAACUGCAGCAGCUAGGUGGUUAUCAAAGAUGAGGAGUGGAAUUAGAGGAAUUUAAACAAUAUCUCACGCUGAAGAUAUUACAAAUCUAA
Messenger RNA from Blepharisma stoltei, 2719 nucleotides. The record is from the annotation of a GenBank genome assembly. NCBI's taxonomy places the organism in Eukaryota, Ciliophora, Heterotrichea, Heterotrichida, Blepharismidae.